CACUUUAGCUGCUACGGAAGUUAGCCGCAGUUAGCACGUUAGCAGCGUCGUCCACUCCCGUCUCCAUGAACCCGCCCCUGUAACUCCGUGUAACUCCGUGUAACUCUUUCCUCCAGCAUGGACAGGCUCUGCAGAUGUCCCCCGGGCCGGUGCUGGUGCUCGGCUGCCUCGUCCCCGUCGUCGCUGCCCGCCUGUGUGGUCAGUCAGCAGCAGAGGAGUGAGCAGCUAGCCCACUAGCCGCAUCUCUCUCAACCUCCCUGCUCUGUUUUUCAGCUUUGCUCUGGACUGUCCAACCUCUAAUGCUGGUGUCAUUCACGUGGGGACGUCGUGAGGAAGCCCUGGAUGAGAGCUUGUCCCAAGCCUCAGUUAUAUUAAGUUUUUUUGUCCCCCCCCCCCACCGUAGUUACUCCAAUACCAGCCUCUGCUUGACAACACUAUGAUAAUUUACAUGGACCCCGCCCAGCCCAGAGGGACAGGAAUCCCCCAAAACCAAGUGCUCCAAAUGAUAUGAUAGUAGCUGCCUGGAUCACUUUCUGUGCCUGCAGGAGCCUUGCACAGGUUCUGCUCCUCCUCUCCUCAAAUACCCUUCCUCCAUUCUGGGAGACUCUGUCUAGUGUUGUCUCCGGCACUGGAACCAUGGGUAACAGCUGUGUGUGCCGAGAGGAUAGCGACUUGGAGGACCAUCACCAAGGAUCUUCAAGGGCGACUCGAGGACAAGCUAGACGGGUGGACCACAGCACAACUGUUGGUGUUGAUGCUGGAGAGGCUAGAAGCAGUCGACCAAGAGACCCAGUCAGGCCGCCACGCAGAGGGCGAGGGCCCCAUGAGCCUCGGCGGAAGAAACAGAAUGUGGAUAGCCUGGUGCUGGACACAUUGGCUGUCAUCAGGACACUUGUAGACAAUGACCAAGAGCCCCCUUACUCCAUGAUCACCCUGCACGAGAUGGCAGAGACGGAUGACGGUUGGCUUGAAGUUGUCCAGUCUCUUAUACGAGUGAUCCCACUGGAUGAUCCACUUGGCCCUGCAGUGAUCACCCUUUUACUGGAUGAAUGUCCUCUCCCAACCAAGGAUGCUCUCCAGAAACUCUCUGACAUUUUGAAUCUGAGUUCUGCAGUUGCACGACAGGAUGCUCUUAGCCCUGCUAAGCAUAGAAACACCACAGCUGUUUUGGGAUGCCUGGCGGAAAAACUGGCUGGUCCUGCCAGUAUAGGAUUGCUGAGCCCGGGAACUCUUGACUAUCUUCUAGAGAGUUUGAGCUCGGAGGCGCACCCCACGGUCAUGCUGUUUGCUCUGAUUGCUCUGGAGAAGUUCUCCCAGACCAGUGAGAACAAGCUGACAGUUUCUGAGUCUUCUAUCAGCAAACAACUGGGUAUCCUGGAGUCAUGGGCAGACCACCCUGAUUACCUGAAGAGGCAAGUUGGAUUUUGUUCACAGUGGAGCCUUGACAACCUGUUCUUGAAGGAAGGUCGCCAGUUUACUUAUGAGAAAGUCAACCUAACCAAUAUCAAUGCCAUGCUCAACAGCAAUGAUGUCAGUGAAUACCUCAAAAUCUCCCCCACUGGGCUAGAGGCACGAUGCGAUGCCUCGUCUUUUGAGAGCGUGCGCUGUACAUUCUGCGUGGAUUCGGGUGUUUGGUACUACGAGGUUACAGUUAUUACUUCAGGGGUGAUGCAAAUUGGAUGGGCCACCAAGGACAGCAAGUUCCUAAACCAUGAGGGCUAUGGAAUAGGAGAUGAUGAAUACUCAUGUGCGUAUGAUGGCUGCAGGCAGCUCAUCUGGUACAACGCUCGCAGUAAACCUCAUUCUCAUCCCUGCUGGAAGGAAGGAGAUGCCAUUGGCUUCCUGUUGGACCUCAGCAAAAAGCAGAUGAUCUUUUACCUUAAUGGACAUCCGCUGCCACCAGAGAAACAAGUUUUCUCGUCAGCCAUGUCUGGUUUCUUUGCAGCAGCUAGCUUCAUGUCAUACCAGCAGUGUGAGUUUAACUUUGGAGCUAAACCUUUCCGUCACCCACCGUCUGUCAAGUUCAGCACCUUCAACGACUUUGCCUCGCUGCUGCCCAGUGAAAAGAUCAUCCUACCAAGACACCGGCGUCUGGCCUUACUGAAGCAGGUUAGCAUCCGAGACAACUGUUGCACGCUGUGUUGUGACGUCAUGGCUGACACAGAAUUGCGACCUUGUGGACAUGGUGGUAUGUGUAUGGAGUGUGCCUUACAGUUAGAGACGUGCCCCCUGUGCCGCCAGGACAUCCAGACGCGUGUCAGACUCAUUGCACAUGUCUCCUGACACUUUUCCCGACCUUUUUCCUAUAAGGAGAACACACAAGGCCUACAAUUUCCUCCUUCACCUCCUCUGCCUCUUACUCAACGGGGCAGUGAGAAAGAUGCCACAAUAUUGUAAUGAUGACAGAAUGGCAAGUUCUGGUCAGAGCAGGCAGUGAUGGAGGGGUGGAGAAAAAGACGGAAGAUGAGAGGAAGGGGGAUGAAACCACAGCUGUAUCCCAAGGAGCUUUUCCUCAUUUGCUUAAAUUUCCUCUUUUGUAUCCUUCUGACAACUCAUUGCAGAACCUACGCCAAGAAUUGACAGCUUUCUACUAACGGUGGAUUUUUCAGAAAAAGAGUACAAAAGUGUGGUGCAAAGACAAUGUAUCUCAAUUACAGACAGAACCAGCUUUUCAUUUAUGUAAAGUUAUCAAGAAACAUCCUCCCAAAUCAUGAGGAUCUCACUGCACUUUCAGUCCAGAGGCUUCUAUUUAAUCUCAUCACCUUUGUGCAUGUGUCAAUCCUGGCAAUUUUAGUAGCUGAAGAAGAACACGGCCUGUAGUACAGUAUUGAAUCCAAGGUACAGAUGAAUCUGAAAUGUCCCACUUUGUUGUUUUUGGCCAUAGAUGUGCGAAUUAUUGUUCUUUUGAGGUAGCAUUUUUCUUUUCCAACACCUAUACUUGAGCAGCUUUACUUUUACUGUCUUGACCGAUGGCCCACUAGUAGGAGUUGUAAUGGUGAGCAAAAUGUCACAUUUUGCUGUUGUCAGGAGACUUGAGCAUUGUGAUUUGAGUUUACAAAAUUGCUCAAUCAAUCAUCUUACAUAAAAGUCAAUCAUGUGACUAGUGUUAAACAAACAAUGAACAGAAAACUAUUAUUACAGUUAUGAAGCAGAUGAGGAUUAAAAUGGACAGAAAUUCCAUGUAUGGAUUAUGCUCCUGUUCCUCUUCAAAUAUUGCAUUGAAUAAUUGAAUCUACAGUAAUACAGUUUCCACCUGAGUUUGUCUGGUAUUCUUUGGUGCUAACAUUAUAGCAAUGAUCUUAAAUUUAGCUCCACUGUGAGUAGAGCUCAUGUCAGGGGCCACACAAGUAACUGUCUUAUUUUUUGUUUGAUUACUCGAACAUUGGUCUGCUUGUUAAGAUAUAAAUGUCAGUCCUGUCAAUGUGACUGUAAAUUUAUGUUAUAAAUAAUGAACACCUACAUUAGCUACGAAGUAGGUUAAUCUGGAAGAUUGACUUUCUUUUAAGAAGCGGUAUGUUGCCUGUCAAAUUGUGAGGGGGAAAAAAAACCCCAUCAUGUUGACAUGACCUACAAUUAUGUGACCGUCAUAAUAGAAAAUACAAAUGUCUCGUUACCCACGAAUUAAUGCAGUAUGAGGAAUUUCCUGCAGACGUAAUUCUACAGUGUAUUUUUAAUUGAUUCACCAGGUCAGAUGGAAAAAAAAAAUGUUUUCCUUCUUUGUGGUUUGAACAACAUACUACGUGCUCUGUUUAUGAUUUAUCCUUCUCUGUCUACAACACUGUCAGUUUUCUGUUUAUUUCUGUUUAUGUCUGUUUUUCUGUCUCUGCUCUACUUGAAGCAUCUCUGGGUUUACUGAGCUGUAUUUUGGAAACGGGUGACAAAAUAAAUGUACGAGAGAUCGUGAUUCAGGAAAAGUUCUGUUUGUACAACUUUAAAAAAAAAAGUCAUUUCAAAUUACAACACUGAAUAGUUUUAAUUGUAUCAUUGUUUAUGAAAGUGUUUACUCAGUCAAAUAGCAUGAACAUAAUUUCUAAAAUCAUUCAGAUUAUAUUUGAAUGAUUUCUGAGAAUAAUAUGCAUCUCUUAGUAUGACAUAAACUGGUCAAUGUUUGUUAUCCUGUAUUUCCUGGAGCACCUUACACAUGGAGUUUAGAGAUAUCUUGUCUCUGUGGUUGGAUAUGAAGUUCAGGAUUUCGUAAGAAUAAGUUGUGUGUUGUAUGUAAGCAUCUAUAAAAGAAACAUGCCCCAGAGGUCCCAAAGAUGUGAGUUAUUGAAGAAUUGUUUGCUGAUUUGUGAUAUUUGUAAUAAAUGUAUGUUAAUGUGA
Messenger RNA from Cololabis saira (Pacific saury), 4323 nucleotides. RefSeq names its product ring finger and SPRY domain containing 1 (gene rspry1). Gene Ontology annotation, molecular function: protein binding; ubiquitin-protein transferase activity. The record is from RefSeq and is a predicted model, not a curated record. Lineage: Eukaryota; Metazoa; Chordata; Actinopteri; Beloniformes; Belonidae. Gene Ontology annotation, cellular component: cytoplasm. The transcript is spliced from 15 exons. The coding region runs from base 508 to 2283 and encodes 591 amino acids.